AUGGUGAGAAGGAUAUCAAUGACAGCCUAUAGUGCCUAUAGUCGGGUAAAAGAGUUGGAUUUGGUGUGCUGCUUUGAUAAGGAUGAGUGCCUCGAACGAUUGCUUGACUCCUUUUCUGAGUACCUCCAUCAAUUUCUCGUGGAUUUUGGUGUUACUGCCCGGCUGUCUAUUCUGUAUUUGAAUCGACUGGUAGCUGACAUUCUGAGAAUGCUGCCUGAAAAAUCAAAAAAAGUUAGCUCUAGCAGAAAGAAAAAGACCAGUAAUUUUGGCAAAAACAAAAAGACCAGUGAUUCUGUCGAAGAUGAAGAAAGGAUCAGUCUUGCUGGCAUGAAGGGGUAUGCAGAAAGGUUUGUCUGUACGGUGUCCCAUGUACAGGAGCAACUUCUCACAUAUCUAGAGAGUUAUAUAGACUUCGUCUCCUAUGAGCUGAGAAGUGAGGUAGAAACUUUGUUUGGCAGUUACCUUCAGACAAGUGAAGAGAAAGCAAGAAUAUCAUCUGAACUGGAGUUGCAGAUGAGAACAGAUAAGUCAGCUCUUUUCGAUAUUCUGCUAAAAUUCAACACAAACCGAUUAGAUCUCCAGGAUGCUGUGCUGGGUGAAUGUACCAACCUCACACAAACCCUUACGGAUAAACACAAGGCCUUGAUCAUAAAGAUAGAUGAUCUAUCUUCGAUCAAGGACUGUUUUGACAGUGUGUGUCGGAGAAACUCUGAGCUAGAGAAAAAAAAUCCUCUCGAAGCUCAGCUUCUAAUCGGCACUCUCGAGGAACGAGGCUUGACACUGUGGAAGAUAACAAAGAAUUGUGUGGAGAAAGGGAAGGAUUUGGAGGGAAAGCUUGAAGAGGUUAAAGUAGUAGUCGCAGAACAACAUGAUGAUGAUCCUGAAUUGUCUCGCGCUAUCGAGAAGGCGGAAAACUCAUCGACAAGCCUCAUUGCAACCAUCAGUCGGCUAUAUGAAUACCAGAAGGAAUACCAAAAGCCAAAUCAAAAGAAGCGCCUGUGGAUCCGCCACUGA
Molecule: messenger RNA, 1014 nt
Organism: Oldenlandia corymbosa var. corymbosa
Lineage: Eukaryota; Viridiplantae; Streptophyta; Magnoliopsida; Gentianales; Rubiaceae
Source: the annotation of a GenBank genome assembly